AUGAUGCACAUGACCUUCUACUGGGGAAUCAAAGCCACAAUCCUCUUCGAUUUCUGGAAAACCGAUUCAUGGCUCAGUUACAUCCUCACUCUACUCGCCUGCUUCGUCUUCGCCGCCUUCUACCAGUACCUCGAGAACCGCCGCCUCCAAUUCAGAUCCCUCUCAUCCACGCGUCCACGAACCGGCGUCUCCGCCCCUCUCAUCCCCAAAUCGGGGACCAGAUCCGCCGCCAAAGCUGCUUCCGUGCUCCUCUUCGGCGUCAACGCCGCGAUCGGGUACUUGCUCAUGCUCGCGGCUAUGUCCUUCAACGGAGGCGUUUUCAUCGCGAUCGUCGUCGGGUUAACCGUCGGAUACUUAGUUUUCAGAUCUGAGGACGGUGCUGCUGACGUGGCGGUGGAUAAUCCUUGCGCUUGUGCUUGA
Messenger RNA from Eruca vesicaria subsp. sativa (arugula), 420 nucleotides. The record is from the annotation of a GenBank genome assembly. Lineage: Eukaryota; Viridiplantae; Streptophyta; Magnoliopsida; Brassicales; Brassicaceae.